Messenger RNA from Pollicipes pollicipes, 507 nucleotides. RefSeq names its product 3-ketodihydrosphingosine reductase-like. The record is from RefSeq and is a predicted model, not a curated record. NCBI's taxonomy places the organism in Eukaryota, Metazoa, Arthropoda, Thecostraca, Pollicipedomorpha, Pollicipedidae. Gene Ontology annotation, molecular function: 3-dehydrosphinganine reductase activity. The transcript is spliced from 2 exons. The coding region runs from base 1 to 507 and encodes 168 amino acids. Gene Ontology annotation, biological process: sphingolipid biosynthetic process. Gene Ontology annotation, cellular component: endoplasmic reticulum membrane.
AUGCCGCUGGAGACGUACCGCCGGCUGAUGGAUGUCAACUACUUUGGCGUGGUGAAUGUGCUGCACGCGGUGGUGCCGGCGAUGAAGUACGCGCUGGUCGGGCUGGGCCAGACGCUGGCGCAGGAGCUGAAGCCGUACGGCGUGGGCGUGACGCUCUGCUACCCACCCGACACGGACACAGCCGGCUUCGAGGAGGAGAACCGCACCAAGCCGGAGGAGACGCGGCUCAUCUGCGCCACGGCCGGGCUCUUCUCGCCGGACGAGGUGGCCGCUCAGCUGCUGCGCGACAUGAUGCGCGGAAACAUUACCAGCACAGUGGGCUCGGAAGGCAUGCUUAUGACCACCGUCGGUCUGGGCAUGGGUCCGGUCAGCUCGGCCGGCCAGUUAGCGCGCGAGGUGCUGCUCAUGCCGUUGUUCCGCCUGGUCGUCGCCUUCUUCCACUACUCCUGGGACGGCAUUGUGCGCGACUGCAUGAACAAGCGCGACGAAAGCAAAAAGAGCGAGUGA